ACAAUGUUGACUCUCAUACUGAUAACGACAAUUUUUGUGCUGAUGUCAUUUUUAUUCAGCAUUUUCUACAAAAAACAUCAAUUUUGGCGAAAUUCUGGCGUGCCUUACGUCGAAUCACCAUUUUUGCUCGGAAAUUUCUUCCGAACGACAUUUUCAAAAGAAAGUACUGCCGAAACGAUAAAUCAAAUUUACAACCAUCCAAACGCCAAAAAUGAACCUUUUGUUGGUUUUCAUCUUUUUCAUCAACCUGCGUUGCUGUUACGCGAUCCGGAAUGCGUCAAAGAGGUUCUUGUGAAGAAUUUUCAACAUUUUACGAAUCGUUAUGCGGGAUCCGAUCCCGCCGUUGAUCCAGUUGGCGGUUUGAACAUGUUCCAAGUGAACAAUCCGUUGUGGAAAAUAAUUCGAACGAAACUUUCGCCGGUUUUUACGAGCGGAAAAAUGAAGCAAAUGCUUUAUAUGGUCGAAAAAGUGGGGCAGGAUUUAAUGGAAGUCGUAUCAAAAUGCGUAAAAGAUGGCGAUGGAGUCCUGGAAAUUCGAUAUUUGUUCUCAAUGUUCACCAUUGACGCCAUUUCGCUCGUCGCUUUUGCCACAGAGUCGAAUUGUUUGAAGGAUCCGAUAAAUUCUGAAUUUCUCCGAAAUGCCAAAGAAGCUUUUCAGAGCACGUGGAAGGACAAAGUCUCGGGAAAUCUCAUGCUUUUCCUUCCGCCAAUCAUGAGUUUUCUCAAAAUGAAGACUUUUAAUCCGAAUUUCGAGAAUUUUCUUCGGCGGAUGUUCCAAGAAGUAAUGAACGAUCGCGAACAAAAUGGCGGACAACGUAACGAUUUUAUCGACUUUUUGGUGGCUUUGAAACGCGAAGAAGCCACAAAUAACGAGGGAAUUUUCACGGAAGACGUUAUGGUAGCUCAAGCUGCUCUCUUUUUCUUCGCUGGCUUUGAAACUUCAAGUUCAACGCUUGAAUUUGUGUUUUACGAAUUGGCGCGAAAUCCAGAAAUCCAAAAGAAGGUUAGUGACGAAAUUCGUGCCGCAAUGAAGGAUGAAGGAAAAAUCUCUUAUGAAAUGAUUACAAAUCGACUUCCUUACACGACGAACGUGAUUCAUGAAACGCUUCGACUUUAUCCGAUCGUGCCAAUGAUGGAUCGUGUUUGUGUUGCUCCCGAAGGCUUUACUUUGAAAUCUGAUGCGAAAUCCGUUCAUUUGCCUCAAGGGAUGCCAAUUUAUAUUCCCGCCUUUUCGAUGCAACGCGAUCCAAAUUACUUUGAUGAACCGGAAAAGUUCGAUCCAGAUAGAUUUGAUAAGGAAAAACAGGAGGUAGGGGAAUAUUCUUAUAUGCCGUUUGGGAUUGGGCCGAGAAGUUGCAUCGGAGAAAGGUUUGCAAUGAUGCAGAUGAGAACAGCAAUGGCGAUGAUUUUUGAUAAAUUUAAUGUAGAAAUGACGGAAAAUACGCCGAAAAACUUUAAAUUUGAUAAGAGUCAGAUUUUGUUGCAUCCUGAUGAGGAAAUUUUGUUGAAGUUUGUACCGGUUUCAUAAAUCGGUUAA
Molecule: messenger RNA, 1536 nt
Organism: Culicoides brevitarsis
Lineage: Eukaryota; Metazoa; Arthropoda; Insecta; Diptera; Ceratopogonidae
Product: probable cytochrome P450 6g2
Exons: 1
Coding region: 4-1527 (507 amino acids)
Molecular function (GO): oxidoreductase activity, acting on paired donors, with incorporation or reduction of molecular oxygen; iron ion binding; heme binding
Source: RefSeq, a predicted model, not a curated record